UGUGGAAUCACCAUCCGGUGUGCUCCAUGAGGAAUUGAGAAAAAUGAGAGAUAUGGAGCAAUGUACGCUGCAAGAGGUUGAGGUGCUUAAACAAAGGACGGUUGCUGAAGAAAGGAAACGGCUGGAGGCGGAGGCAGAGAAGUUGGCUGCGGAGGCCGAAGUAGCGAAGCUACGAGAGCAGAUGGAGAAACUGACGACGAAGGUUGCUAUCACACCGAUAAGUGGUAUGAAUUUGAAAACAAGAUUGGGAGAGGCAGCAGAAGAUGGUGGUAACGCGCUGAAGACUAUGAGGAGAGGAAGGCCUCGUGCAAUAGUUGUGCGUAUGGGGACCGACGAAGGGUCAGCGGUUGAUGUCAACGACAUGUUCACGUUCUUGCAGAUUGAGAAAAAGAGGCUUCGGGCUCUGAAGAAGGAGGGGCUCGAAAUCUUGUGCAAACAAGAAGGCAUCACGUACAAGACUGUUGAAAUGACGGCGGAUGAAAUUGGAGAGAUAAGGACCGAUGCCCGUUUUGGGAAAAAAGAUAAGGAGACGGCUAGGAAGGCGGUGCGACAUGGGGUUGAAGAAGCGGGGACUGAACAAUGUGUAUCUGACGGAGGUGUGAAAGAAGGAUUUGGAUUAGUAGGGGAGCUGAGUCUGUUUGAAGCGUGGAGGCUGAUGGUGGUCCGACGAAUGCGGGUGGUGUUUGAGAAGAACCAUAGCAUUGGGGAUAUUAUUUAUAACUUUCGAUUCAUGGCAAACGAGAUGGCUCUGGUUUGUGGUUGCAUGGGGGUGGAAGAACAGUUUACUCGGAUUGACGGUCAUGUGCGUUUUAGGGCGAGUGAGGCGAAUUUUGUGUCGGAGUGGAUGAGGAAUGCACGUAACAUUAUGAAACCAACACAUGGCUGCUCCAAGGAAAAUUUGAGGAAAUAGCUGCUCAAAGCUUUUGACUCUUUGUUGGGAUUUUGUCAAUUGACAC
This is a messenger RNA of Chara braunii, 956 nucleotides long. The record is from the annotation of a GenBank genome assembly. NCBI's taxonomy places the organism in Eukaryota, Viridiplantae, Streptophyta, Charophyceae, Charales, Characeae.